GUCAGUCGAGGUUGAAGCGUCGUAGAGAGCGUACAGCACACAUUAACCGAUCUCCCGGCCGAUACACACCCGUCGAGAUACAUUUUGGGCCAUAAUAAUAAAAGUGAAACAAAUGCAGAUCGACGACGACGAUCACGGCUCUGCUCUGUCCGUCCGUCCGUCCGCCUGCCCUGCCUUGCCUUCGCCUUUGUGUUUGUUGUUGUGCCAUAUUCGUGCCCCAUUGUCUCGACGCGACAGGAAAAACUGAGGCAACUGCUGGCUGCUGUUGCGGCAACUGUAACUGCCACUGCAACGUGAAGCACCCGCCCGCUAUUUUGGUGGCAUAUUAGGCAACCCCACAUACGAGUGCCUACGAGUGUGUGUGUGCGUGUGUCGCCGCUUUAUAGGCCAGGCCUCAUGCAAAUUUGAGGCAAUCUUUCGCUUUGCCCCAGCAACAACAUCAGGAAAACACACACACACACAAAAUAAUAAAAGCAGAAAGAGAAACAAACGAGUGCCGCAAUUGCAAAUUGUCUUAAUAGGCGGCUGUUGCCAAUAAAAACGGAUUGAUCGUAAUUGUUUUUUAAAACGAAAUUUAACGAUUCGUUAGCUCGUUCCCUCAGCACGCGUCUCCACCACAUCGUUAAUCGUUAUCCGUUAAUAUUGUGUAAAACGAUCGCGGUUUUGGCGGCCUUCUUGCCAAUCGGUGUUCUCCAAGUGCAUCCAAGCAUCGAUCAUCAAGCGCAACAAGUGAGUGAGAAACAGUCGAUCCAUCGAGUGGAGAGCGAGUCAACGGAAGGAGACAAGCAGUGCAGAGUGCAGUGCAGAGAGACAGACAGAGAGAGCUGCAGCCGGGCAUCGAAAAACAGCCGCAACAUGUUGCCGAGAAUAACUUUGGUGUUCAUCAUCAUUUGUGGAUAUUUAUUAUACACGGAUUGCCGCGAAACGGUCCGUUCGAAGCGAGCCAAACGCCCACGGGCCCCGGAACCGGUCAACUUUGAGCCGGAGCCGCAGCAGGAUCUGGAAAACGAUGAGAGCGGCAGCCAGGAGAAGGAUCUGCCGGAGAUACCAGAGAACUUUCUGAGUCCCUCAGUGCGGGAGUAUCUGGAGCUGGGAAAGUCCAUUCCGGGUCGUCCUGGGGUCGACUAUCCCAUCCUGUCGGCGGUGCCCUACACGAACUUCUACUGCGACGAGCAGGAGUAUCCCGGAUUCUUUGCCGACAUGGAGACCAGGUGCCAGGGCUGGCACUACUGCGACAUCGAUGGACGGCAGGCCUCGUUCCUCUGCCCCAACGGCACCCAGUUCUCGCAGGCCGUCUUCGUCUGCGACUGGUGGUUCAACGUGCGCUGCGAUCUCUCGCCCCGGCUGUACGCCAUCAACGCCCGGCUCUACCAGCGCCCCAAGGUCAACCCCACGCGGCCGCAUCGCAUCAUCACCAAGCAGCUGGUCGAGGACAUCUUCACCUAGGUCCUGGGCCAGCAUCCCCCCCUUGGAUAGCCCCCGUUUGCCGAUGCCUAUUAGAUUGUAGACCUACUCGUCUUAGGCGAGUAGUUAAUCCCUUAGGCUAAGAUUGAGCUUAGAGUUUGUACCUUUACAUUUUAAAGAUCUGAUUAGAUACCAUUCUUUACUUUGACAUCUCAUAUAUCCACAAAUUAAAGAAUUUCCACUCCAAACGCCACCCUAAAUGGAACUCCUAAGCGUAUCUCUGGCAAUCAUAGCUUUCUCCAACUGUUCAACAGCUUUUUCCUCAGCAAUGGUUCUAUAAAUCUCUUCACAUUCGUGUACCUAGAUGCAGAUAUAUUUUAGUUUACUUUUUGCAGGCAUUCCUUGGCUAAGUUGCAUUUUGCUUAAGUUAAGUUCUUAAUUUCUAGUGGGAGUUUCUUUGUAAACUACACGUAU
Messenger RNA from Drosophila persimilis, 1878 nucleotides. RefSeq lists its product as uncharacterized. The transcript is spliced from 4 exons. The record is from RefSeq and is a predicted model, not a curated record. The coding region runs from base 856 to 1446 and encodes 196 amino acids. Gene Ontology annotation, molecular function: chitin binding. Gene Ontology annotation, cellular component: extracellular region. Lineage: Eukaryota; Metazoa; Arthropoda; Insecta; Diptera; Drosophilidae.